ACCCUCGAGCUGCACAAAGAAAAAUAAUUUACUCGCCAGCAGCGCAUUGGCGUUUUUUCAUUUUUUAAAGUGUACUUAAGAGUUGUUAAUAUUUUUCGCAGUGCUCGGCCCGACCACAACAAACAAUAAUAGCCGAAUAUAAGUGUGAGUGAAAAUGCAGCGAGCUGCAAUCGGCGCAAAACAGAGUGGACCGCAGAACCCAAACCCAAAAUCGAAGUCGAAAUCAGGCGAAGCCAUCAUUAGCGAGACAUUUGUAUUUGUCUGACCCCAGCGGUGUCUGAGAAUCUGAAUCGGAAUCGGAGAGUCGGAGAGAGCAGAGAACCCAAGGAAGCGCCACUCGACCGAACCGAUAUGGCUGCCGAGUCGAUGGCCCCCAAACUUCUGGUGGAGAUCACCACGGACGGGGUGCCCAAGCUGCACUGCCCGGUGUGCAACAAGGCUCUGGUCUCCCUGGCCGGAUAUGUGAAGCACGUAAAGAAGCACCAGCCGCCGGGCGGCUUCGAGUGUCGCCACUGCGAUGCUCGGUUUUGCCACGAGGAGGAGCUGACCCAGCACGCCAAGGAUGAGCACGGAGUCACCGGGUCGGCGGCUGGACAGGAACGCAAACCCUUUGUUUGCGAGAAGUGCGGGGCGGAGUACAAGUACCAGGAGGCAUAUCGGCGCCAUUGUAGAACCAAGUGUGGCGAGGAAAAACCGUCAAAGGAGGAGUCCCGACCCAUGGAGUGCAAGUGCUGCUUCACCCGCUUUUCCAGCAGCUCCAAUCUGACCAAGCACCGACGCAGUCGUCUCGACACCUGUGGCCAGCCGGAGUACGAUUCACCCGGCAGAUCGGAUCAGAAGAAACGAAAGUCCUUCCGCAAGAAGGGUAGAAACAGGGGCUCUGAUGAUGAGACCACCACCGAGGAGUCGGAUAGCGACGAUGACAUUCCUCUGGCCAGCCGGCUGAAGACGAAGCUCAAGCAGGAGAGCCAGAACUCGGACUCGGGCGACGAGUGUCCCGACUUUGAGCCAAACAACAGUGAUGACGAUGCAGAUGCAUCCGGAUUCCAGCUGCCUCCGCCGGCCAUGGUCAAGGUAGAGGCCUUUGACGAGGAGGAUUUCGAGUACCAGGACGCCAGCAUGUAUGUGAAGACGGAAAGCACCGAUAUCUUCAGCAACGAAAAGGAUAAGCUACUGGAUGUGCUGCUCAAUGAGGGCGAUGGCCUGAAGCCAUUCGAGAGCUUAAAGGUGGAACAGGGAGCUGGCAUACUAGACGAGAUUGCGGCUGUACCGUUGGUGGAGGUGGCCGAGGAAGAUGUCCUGGCUUUAAGGGGUCAUAACAAGGAGAAAACCGGGGUGAGAAAACGUGGCAGGCCGCCCAAGGAGAAGAUACCUGUGGUCAAGAGAAAGUAUCGCAAGCGAAACGCACCGAGAUCGCCCUCGCCUGAGGAUUCAUCGGGUACACCAAAACGCGUAGCUAAGAUUAGCAAAAAGGAGCUAAAAGAGCGCCUCAAAAUGAUUAACAAGAUGGAGAAGUCCUGGAAGUGUCCGCACUGCGUUAAAAUCUACCACAUCCGCAAGCCUUACGAGAAGCAUUUGCGCGAUGACCACAAGCUAAACGAGCAGGAGAUGAAGGAGAUCUUCAAGGAUGUGGACGUGCAUGCCAAGCUGGACGAGGAGGUCUUCAAGUGCCCCAUAUGCAGCAAGAUCUACUUGGUGGAGAAGCGCUUGGUCACCCACAUGAAGGUGCACGGAGAAGACGGCAAGCUGACGUUUAAGUGUCCCUGUUACUGCAACCUGUUCUUCGCCACAAAGGAACAGGCCACGGAGCACGCCCGGGCCCAGCACAAAGAGCUUCUUUACUGCGAGAAGUGCGACAAAUACAUGACCGGCCACGACAGCCUCAAGAACCACGAACGUAACUUCCACUCUAAGAAGGAACCGCGCAGUCAGCAGCGCAACUUGAUCUGCGACAAGUGUGGCAAAAAGUUCACCGGACGCACAUCGCUCUCAGAUCACGUGCGCUCCGACUGUGGCCGUCUGCCACUCUACGGCUGCAGCGUUUGCGGCAAGCAUUUGUCCACAGCUGGUAUUCUCAAGACGCACAUGCUCCUUCACAAGGCAGACACGCCGUACCAGUGCGACAAGUGUGGCAAGACAUUCAAGGUGAAGGCGCAGUACAAGUCGCACUUGAAGACGCGGCACACCGACUACAAGCCGUACAAGUGCCACCUGUGCCCUAAGGAGUAUCCGUACAGGGAGAGCUUGCUCACCCACAUGACCGUGCACACGGGCAUCAAGCGGUUCCUGUGCAACAACUGCGGCAAGCGCUUCACUUGCAUCUCCAACUUGCAGGCUCAUCGCAAGGUGCACGCCGACACCUGCGGCCAGUUGCCUUUGAAUGCCAAGGCCACCCAGUACAUGGGCGUUCAGCGAGGAAAACUCUUGAUGGGCGCCAAGCCAGAAGCGGGCAUGGAGUACGAGGAGACCAAGACCCUGAUCGCCCAGGACGUCAUCGACAGGGACAUGCCAAUGGCUCAGGAGCUAAACUUCCCAUCCGACGGCUCGGCGCCACUGGCCACCGUGCCCCUGAACUACGCCUCCACGCACCUGGUGCCCCACAUCGUACUCCAGACCAUGCAAGCCGAGGCCCGGCGACUGGAGUAACUUCGGAACACAUUCAUAUAGCGAUCCCACUCAUUAAAGAUGCUUUUGUAAACGGAUGCGUAUUCUACUGUACAACAAAUGGGAUGAUAACUACAUAAUAUCUACUUAAUGACUGGAUUAAUUAAAUAACAUUGAAAGAUAAAUAAGCUACAUAAAAUUGAUGUAGAAAAGGUUUAACGCCAUACGGACCUGUCAAAAAACAUUAAAGAAAAAUAAAUUUUCCUUAAAAAAAAAUGGUUCUGAA
This is a messenger RNA of Drosophila rhopaloa, 2890 nucleotides long. RefSeq names its product zinc finger protein Xfin (gene zf30C). The record is from RefSeq and is a predicted model, not a curated record. NCBI's taxonomy places the organism in Eukaryota, Metazoa, Arthropoda, Insecta, Diptera, Drosophilidae. Gene Ontology annotation, biological process: regulation of transcription by RNA polymerase II. The transcript has 4 exons. Bases 352 to 2646 code for a protein of 764 amino acids. Gene Ontology annotation, molecular function: chromatin insulator sequence binding. Gene Ontology annotation, cellular component: chromosome.